AUGGCGGAGCUGGACGUGGGCCCCGCUCCCUGCACGCCGCCUCGUCGUAGGGCUUGGCAUCGCGCGUGCUCGUCAGAGAAGCUUGUCGACACAAGGAAAGCUCCGAGAGCACGCGCAGAGGCACCUGCAAUGGCGUCCAUCCACGACAGCCCAUCGGCUGGCUCGGAGGAGGCGGUGACAAGUGCGGCCGACUGCUUGUGGCAGCGCCACCACGGAGAUGCAAAAUACUGGGUCCAGAUUCGGAGCGCGCAGCGACUUCUGAUGCGGAGCAUUGGGACGGAACUUGUCUUGAAUGAAGCGUCGUUACGAGGACCAGAAGUGGUGCUGGAGCCUUUGCUGCGCGAGGCCAUUGACGCACAGGAGGCUGAUCGAAUGAGUGCCAUCACAAUGCUUGGCAUUCUGAACGAACUGGUGACCAGACUCGAUGGAGAAGCCCUGGACCAGCACCACUUUCGAGGCCAGCCCGUGGCCGAGUUUGAGGCCACGCCACUGCGUGUUAGCAAGCGGGCCCGAGAUGACCUUUGGGCCGAGGAGUCGACUGCAUCAUCCACGCCAGCGGAGCCCCCCCAGAUCUUGCUUUCCAGAUCUGCGGGCGAUGGGACAGGAGCAACUCCAGCAUCGGCAGACUCAGAAGACCUCCGAGAGACCCCCGCGCCACAGACUCCGCCACGUCGAUCAGGCGAUUCGAGAGGUAAAACCCUCCGUGCUCCGAUUCCACUGGAGACGCCAGCGCCCUGGAGUUUGAGACCUCCCCACAGGGUAAGCCGGGCAAACGAAACUUAA
Molecule: messenger RNA, 783 nt
Organism: Symbiodinium sp. CCMP2456
Lineage: Eukaryota; Dinophyceae; Suessiales; Symbiodiniaceae
Source: the annotation of a GenBank genome assembly